This is a messenger RNA of Neospora caninum, 588 nucleotides long. RefSeq lists its product as hypothetical. Lineage: Eukaryota; Apicomplexa; Conoidasida; Eucoccidiorida; Sarcocystidae. The record is from RefSeq and is a predicted model, not a curated record. Bases 1 to 588 code for a protein of 195 amino acids. The transcript has 2 exons.
AUGGGACUACCUGAUUGCUGCGGGAAGUCGAAGAGGGGGAAUGCAAAGUGCGGGGAUAAGGUUGGCCCUCCUGCUACGAAUCCUGAAGCAAUCGGGUGUGCCACAACAGCGGAAAAUCGGGCGAGAGAGUCCGGCGGAUACCUGGUUUUCGACCCAGUGUCGAAUGGCACACUUUUUCUGAUUUGGAGUAACCGGGAAGUGGCUAAUGCGAUGGCAUUUUUUUACCCGAAGAAGCCUGUACCUGACUUCAAGUUCAAGAAUGGUGGACGGCAAGAAAUCUUUAGGAACUUGUUGAGCGACAAGAAAAAUUACUACGAGGGAUGGUGUCACUUUUUCAAGGCUGCAGCCGAAUUCAACGGCGAAUGUAGGCUCUUGGCGGGCGCUGACACAGCUCCGCUAAGAGUGACUGUUGCCUUUUUGUUUGGAACAACAGUGAAGAAGUUGGCACAAGCACAGCCUCUGCCGACAAGUGGCGUAGUUGCGAUCGGAUGUGUGCCCCAGGCACAGACGACAUUCGACGUUCGGACCAUGCACAGGGACCUGUUCCUGGGAAACUCACGACAGAGCGGAGCUGCAAUCGCCCUGUAG